AUGGAGGUUAUAGCCAAGACUUUUACCCCGCUAUGGAGAGCUAGAAAUGGCUUCAAGAUUCAGAAUUUUGGAGACCAAAAAAUUCUUUUCACCUUUGACAAUAGGGAGGAUGUGGAUUGGAUCUUGGGAGGCGAACCAUGGAGUUUUGACAAACACUUGGUGGUAAUGAGUCGAUAUGAGAAUGAGUCUCCGUUGCAAGAUAUAAAAUUUGAUAGGACAACGCUAUGGGUUCAGGUUCAUGGAAUUCCGAUUAAAUACAUGAUAAUUGAGGCGGCGAAGAAAAUUUGUAGUGUCGUGGGGGAGGUCUUCACGCCAACUGAUCCAAAACUCUAUGAUGGUGAUCACUUCAUAUGUGUUCAGGUAUCCAUUGAUUUGUCCUUGCCUCUGCGCCGUGGAAGAUUAAUCUCUGUAGGGGAAGGAAAGCACGUGUGGAUCUCUUUUAAGUAUGAGCGGUUGCCAAAUCUGUGUUACUGGUGUGGUCAGCUUACUCACAAUGACAAAGAUUGUGAGCUUUGGAAGAGUGUGAUCAAGGUCCCUGGGUUCUAUGUUGCAAAGAAGAAGAUAAGCUCAAACACCUCGGUAGACCGCAAUCCAUGCCGAAAAUCUAAUUUUGGGAAAGGAAAAGCACCAGAGCAGUCACAAAAUGUAACGGCUAGCAGUGAUGCCGAAAAUAUUUCCCCAUUAAUGCGUAAUGAUUUUGGUGGAGUAAUUAGGGAGGAAACGGUAUUCCUAAAUCAAUCAAAUGCGAUCAUUAUUGAGGAAAUAAAGUCUCCUACUAAAACCAAAAUUGAAUUGAAAGUCAAUAAUGAAGAGAUAAGUUUGGCUAAGGAGUUUGGUGUGGCUAAGUUUGUUGGAAAUAGGAAGAAGGAUUCGAGUUUAAAAGCCAAAGUUAAUGAGGAAAUAACAGUGGAAUUAAACAAAAUUAAUGAGACUGUAUUUGAUUUGGAAAUAACGGUGGAAUUAAACAAAAUUAAUGAGACCGUAUCUGAUUUGGAAGCAAAUAAUGAGGAAGUUUGUUUGGCUAAGGAGUUUAGGGCGGCUACACUUCUGGGGGUGGCCAAGAGAGCAACAAAAAACCCUACCUCGUGA
This is a messenger RNA of Quercus robur (English oak), 1089 nucleotides long. RefSeq lists its product as uncharacterized. The coding region runs from base 1 to 1089 and encodes 362 amino acids. The record is from RefSeq and is a predicted model, not a curated record. Lineage: Eukaryota; Viridiplantae; Streptophyta; Magnoliopsida; Fagales; Fagaceae. The transcript has 2 exons.